Camelina sativa (false flax) is the source of this 1605-nucleotide messenger RNA. Its product is annotated as inactive serine/threonine-protein kinase/endoribonuclease IRE1-like. The record is from RefSeq and is a predicted model, not a curated record. Gene Ontology annotation, biological process: intrinsic apoptotic signaling pathway in response to endoplasmic reticulum stress; IRE1-mediated unfolded protein response; protein phosphorylation. Gene Ontology annotation, cellular component: IRE1-TRAF2-ASK1 complex. NCBI's taxonomy places the organism in Eukaryota, Viridiplantae, Streptophyta, Magnoliopsida, Brassicales, Brassicaceae. Gene Ontology annotation, molecular function: ATP binding; protein serine/threonine kinase activity; RNA endonuclease activity.
AUGUGGAUGUGGAUAUUGGCCGUGAUACCUGUGGUAUACGUUGUUGUUUGUGUCUUCAAGAGGUUUUCAUCGAAAGGAAAAGGUUUUACGAAAAGAAACGUAAACGAGCAGACACUUACAAAUUCAGUUCCUUGUGCUUCAGAACUAGGAAAGGAGGAUGCUAUCAUAAAUGAGCAGAUAGAUACAGAUUCCGUUAUUUGUACAUCAGGAUCAGGAGAGGGUGAUCAUGUAACAAAGGAGGAAACAUAUGCAGAGGAGUCCGACGAAUCAGUUCUUCCCGAAGAUAAUUUUUUGUUCGAGUGGUAUCCAGAAGAAUCAUUAAUAGAAAUCUAUGAUGAAGCUGGCAACGGACUUGGGAGAUUCGUUACUGAUAAGUUGCACCUAUCAGCUAAGAAAAUAAAAUAUGGAAGCAACGACUCUGAGGUGUUUGAGGGUAUUUAUGAACGACGUUUAGUCGCUGUGAAACUUCUUGAUCUACCGUAUGGUAAUAUUGCUGAUAAGAACGAGGCUGAAAUCCUCUAUGCAUCUGACGAUCACUCAAACAUCAUUCGGCUUCAUGGUUUUGAGCACGAUAAGGAUGUUGCGUACCUUUGUCUAGAGCGUUGGUCAUGGAAUUUAGUUGAUCUAAUAAAUUCUUGUGAGAGAAAUUUGAACAACUCAACUAAAGGAGUAGCUCCGUCGGAUUCUUUGGAAGAUGAUCUGGUAAAAUUCAAAUUGUGGAAAGAGAGGGGCAUUCCAUUACCUCUACUGAUAAAACUAAUGAGAGAUAUAGUUUCUGGUCUCGCCCACUUACACAACUUGAACAUAAUUCACAGAAACUUGGAGCCAAAAAAUGUGCUAAUAGUAUGUAAAGGGGGGAAUUUGAUUGCAAAGAUUUCUGACAUGGGGAUUAGUAAGCAUGAGGAUAACCCAUCGUUUGAUGAGGACCUUGCCACAUGUUAUGGCAGUCCAGGAUGGCAAGCACCAGAGCAGCUUCGCAAGAAAAAUGAAAAUGAAGCAGUUGACAUGUUUAGGUUUGGCUGUGUCCUAUCCUACGCCAUAACAGGUUACCAUCCUUUUGGACGUGCAACUUGUCCUUCAAACCUCAUCAACCAAUUGCUGAACCUCAAGCCUAAUUUACGCCCUACAGCUAUAGAAGUACUUAAUCAUCCAUUGUUUUGGGACUCCAAUAUGAGACUCUCUUUUCUUCGGGAUGCUAGUGAUCGAGUUGAGAUCGCUGAUUCUACAAUCUCGAACUUACUAGAACGUAAUGCACGAAUUGUUAUGGGAGCAAGCACGUGGAAUCAAUGGCUAGACAAAGACUUGGUCGAUGAAAUUGCCCCACCAGUCCAACAAGUCCAACAAGUCCAACAAGUUCAACAAGCUAAAAAAGCCCAAUUUGUAAGGACAUAUAGGUAUAACAAGCUUCGCGACUUAUUACGAUUAGUAAGCGCCUGGAAGCGCCUCAAGAAGAGACUCGUGGAGGGUUGGUCCCUUGUACCAGUCAAGGUUGGUGGACCUCUCAAUCAUGUUGUCACCCUCGAAUCUAGAGAUGGGCUCAAACGGGAUUUUUACAGGGUUGUGCCAUCCAUCUACAAACAACAUGAAGAGAUAUAUAGCAGUUAG